AUGGCGCUAGCCCUCGCAGCAACAGCCCAGGCCAAGGUCGCGGCCGAAUGGCUGCAAGAGAAUAACAAGGCAGGCGACCCGCCACCAACUGGCAAAGUGGACAAGUAUCAGACGGUGGUGCUCAGCGGUGCUCGCGAUGCAUAUGAUAGAAGCCAGCCGUCGAGUUGUCCGACCAUCAUGAUCGGGACAGCCGUACCGGACGGGGACAAGAAUGACGGGUGGAAAGAACUGCCUAAGGUUACGGGAUUUGACGUCGCGAGGCUCGUCGUGGACGAAGAGGCCAACGCUACUUUGCUACCAGCGACGGCGGGCCCAGAUACCUGGAACAAGUGGAACUUUGGAGCUGACAUGUUCGCCAUCUCUCAGCCGUACUUUAUUGAGAACACAAAAGACCCCAGCAACAUCAAGCGUGCGGUCAUCACAAUCGCCGGUGCCCGGAGGAAUGGGUGGCAAUAUUGCAAUGGGAGAGACAGCGUCAACGCAGAUAUGGAUCGCGUGAUUAUCGCCGCCCCGGAAUGGCUCAACGAGGAUGACCAUUCCGCCGGUGCGGUCCAGUCGAAUGAUGUCUACUUUGACAACAGCAGUUACCAGCAAGGGGGCCCUGCGCUCGGUCCAGGGGAUGUGAAACUCUCCUCUUUUGAAGCGUACGUCGAGCCGGCACCCACCUCUUCUAUGGGCUGUGGACGGUCCACUUGGAACUUGCGGCUGACAUACCGUAGACUUGAUAAGCUCGUCAGCAGCUUUUGGAACAAGAGUGUUUAUCCUGAGCUGGAGACCGUGGUCAUUGCCAGUCACUCACUCGGCGCCCAAAUGACUCAGCGUUACGCCAUGCUCCGCCCAGCCCAGCCUGAAGACGCCAACAUCACCUUUGGCAUCAUGAACCCAGGUUCCUACGUCUGGCCCGUCUCCGACCGGCCUGAGCAUGAGGAUGACUGCGAGGACACCUACAAUGACUGGCCCUAUGGGAUCGAUGACGGCCAGUCAUAUGCACUCCCCGAAUAUGUCCGUGACGAAGUCGUCGGGAACCGAUCAAUGGUCCGGGAACGGUACUUCUCGCGGAACAUCUUUUACGGAUUCGGCUUAGAUGACCAUGGCGACGGUGACGGGCACUGCGAGGCGCAGUGGCAGGGCGAUUCGCAUCUUGAGCGAGGCCAAAAUUUCGAUAAGAUGUUGCAAGACCUGUCCGACGGGUUCCCAGAGACUCAGUCCGUGUAUUAUAUUCCUGGAGUCGCGCAUGAUAACUACAAGAUGUUUGUUUCAGAGCCCAUGCAGCGCAAGAUGUUCUUGUUCGAUACUAGCAAUGACACCAAGGAUGCCAACCAAGCCAGGGACAGCGACGAUUCCGAACCUACAAGCGGUGCCCCGUACCAGCUCACGAUGCCUCGCUUUCUACUAGGAUCGGCGCUACUUUCGGUCGUUGUCGCUUUAGCGGAAUAG
Molecule: messenger RNA, 1437 nt
Organism: Aspergillus nidulans FGSC A4
Lineage: Eukaryota; Fungi; Ascomycota; Eurotiomycetes; Eurotiales; Aspergillaceae
Exons: 9
Coding region: 1-1437 (478 amino acids)
Source: RefSeq, a predicted model, not a curated record